Messenger RNA from Xenopus tropicalis (tropical clawed frog), 2942 nucleotides. RefSeq names its product NDC1 transmembrane nucleoporin (gene ndc1). Lineage: Eukaryota; Metazoa; Chordata; Amphibia; Anura; Pipidae. The record is from RefSeq and is marked provisional. Gene Ontology annotation, cellular component: nuclear membrane; nuclear pore.
CAUGACCAUGCUCCGAGAGAGACAGGUUCUCCGGUGGCGAGUGGCCGCCAGCCUUGCUUGGUCAGUCAUACUUCUGCCUGUGUGCUGUGUCGUCUUUAUUGUCCUUAGCCAGAUACAAAUUUUACAUCCCAUACAAUGGCUUACAGAUUCCAUCAGUGAUCUUACGAGCAGUUACACAAUCUUCUGUCUCUUGUUAAUAAGUGCCAUCUUGGGACUGCAAUGUACUUUUCUUAUGGAGUAUUACACAGUGGUGCCGUCUAUUCCCUGCUCUCGACUGGCCCUUAUUGGAAACACUCUCCUUCCGCAUCGUAUUGUGCACUCUUUAGCUCAUGUUGUCAUGGGGGUGCUGGCCUCCUGGUGCUGUGCUGUUAUGAGCAAAGGGAAAUAUCAGCUUAUAGUUGUUUCCUGCACUUCCCUACCAAGUGAGGAUGAGUCUGACAAACCUUCUCUUUGCCUCAAUGAGAGUCAUCUCUUUCAGUUAUUGUGUGGUGCUUUCUUUGGCUAUUGUUACAGUCUCCAGUAUUUUGUUCACAACAUGAACUAUUUGUCCUUCCCAUCAAUACAGCAAUACAAGUAUCUGCAGUUUAGAAGAUGUCUACCACUUAUUAUAAAGCAGAGCAGUUUCCAGUCUCUGUACUUCACUCGCAACUAUGCCAUUCUCUACUAUUUAUUUGGCAACAUUCCACGAACAUGGAUCCAAACUGCACUAAACCUUCACAUUGACAGGCAGCAGCCCUCACUUGACACACUAAGGGGACUCUUGAAUCUGACAGUCUUUUACCAGAUAUGGUUGUCUGGCACUUUUCUGCUUUCCGCUUGGUACAUGGUCUGGAUUUUCUUCAGAAUUUAUACAACAGAGGCUCGUAUCUUCCCUGUACAGACCUCCUUUGCUGAAGAAGCAGAAAAAUGCCUUCCAUUCAUUUUGAGUAGUAAUACACUUCCUCUUGUAAAGUAUUUGGCCAUGCAAGAUCUUGUGUUGCUCUCUCAGUAUUCACCAUCUAGACGACAGGAAGUGUUUAGCCUGAGCCAGCCAGGUGGGCAUCCACACAACUGGACUGCAAUCUCCAAAGAAUGUUUGAACUUACUGAGCAGUUUGACAUCCAGAUUAAUUGCUCAUCAGGAAGCUGCUGCAAGUAAUGGACGGAUGAAAGUCCCAUCCUCCCCUAAGCAGACUAGAAAGUCCUCAAGCAGCUCAGGUACAUCUCUUAUUGAAGACUCAGCUGAGCAAACUCAGAAGUUAAGUACCGUUCCUAGAAUAGGUAUCCCCUCUCUACUAAAGACUACCUCUCUAAAAUCCUCAUUGGACACUGGAAGUCCAUUUACACCUCCCGGAGUUAAACGAAUGUCUGAAUCUCUGGACCCAAAUACCCCAUGGCACGACUCUGUCCAAAGUCCCCACAUCAUGAGAAGGAGUGCAAAGCUGUGGACAUCAGAUUCUAGUGUUCAGAAAAAUGGCUCUGAGGUUUCCAAUCUUUCCCCAGUAACGCUUAGCCCUGUAUGUAAUGGUGCAAAACAGGGAAUCUUCUCUACAUGGUUCCAGCACAAGCUUGAUCAGAUCAAAAACUUCUUGUCAAAGAGAGGUCUGAUUAUGUACCUGUUUAGUAAGCAUCCAGAGGCUUCUAGUGAGGAUGUAUUUGCAGAUGCACAGAUUCAUAUUUGGGCACUGGAAGCAUUAUCUCACCUCGUGGCUGCCUCCUUCUCAGAAGACAGAAUGGGAGUAGUACAGACCUCUCUUUCUGCUGUACUUGCAACUUUCUUUACUUUGCAGGAGGCUGUAGAAAAACAUUUUAAACUCCCCCAUGCAUCCAGCAAACCAGUGAGAAACCCUGGUAGUUUACUGGACUCUUCCUACAAGACCCUGAGGUUUUCACUUCGAGCUGCUUUAAAAACAGCAAUCUACAGGAUAACCACAACAUUUGGAGAACACUUACAUGCUGUUCCUGUCUCAUCCGAGCAUCAGAAAAAGCUUCAGCAAUUUCUCGACUUCAAAGAAUAAAGUUGGAUUCCAAGUUUUGUUUGGCACUUUCCUGCUCUUGUGACUAAUCAGGGCAUAACAAAUUCAACUAGAGACCUUGGGAGAAGACAAACCAGAAAUUGGUAAACCGCAGUACAUGUGAAAGGUGGUUCUGGUCUAUUUGAUGAAAAUACAAAAAGAAGGUCACACGCACUGUUGCUUUAAUGUAAUUGCUUCAAUCAGAAAAAAAAUACUUUAAAGUUACAAUGCUGUAUGUUAAAGGCCACGUUCUGUCCUCUGCUGCUAUUUACUUUUCUAGAAGGUGUUAGUAUUAAGGUUAGAUGCAAUUUCAGCUUUUUGGUUUUUUUUCAUAUUUAACUAAAUUGAUAAUGUAUCAAUCUAAUUGUGCCAUGACCACACUUUUCUGAAAAUAAAUAUCCCAGGCACUUCAUUGUAAAUUAGUAGAAGCAACUUAAUUACCAAAAAUGGGUCAUUGACUGUACUUGUUGAUCACCAUUAAGAACAGGCAUAUAUUAGGGGGUUGUUAAAAGUGCGCAGUCCGUAUAUUUUUCAGACAGCCUAGCACAUACAAGCAGCGUUAUACUACUACUUUACUAACGCCUUUAUAAACUCAGGUUAGAGUUAAACUGUGAGUUCAGCUAAGCCAUCACGCCUAGAAAUGUUUUCCUCUUAUUUUUGGUUGCACAUAUGAUGUGAAAGAUUUGGUUACCCAAAUGUUUUGGCUGAAAAAUGUUUAGCAACUGGCCUAAUGAAGGGCUUGCACCUCACUUAGUAGUAUGUGCACUAAGGGAUGCUAAGCUGUGUAUGUGCUAUUUAUCAAACCCACUUUGUAUGGAUGUAGGUCUGUUUUUAGUGGAAUCUAUAUCUGUUCUCUUUUCAGCUCUAUUUUUCUCUUAUUUCUUUCUCUUUUUCAUCUUUGUUCUGUGUUUUGUAUAUGUGAAUUUUUAAUAAAGUGCAAUCACCAGAA